Miscanthus lutarioriparius is the source of this 363-nucleotide messenger RNA. The record is from the annotation of a GenBank genome assembly. NCBI's taxonomy places the organism in Eukaryota, Viridiplantae, Streptophyta, Magnoliopsida, Poales, Poaceae.
AUGGCAGCCGAGCCAGAGGACAUCCCCGACGAGGAACCCUUCUCCCCUUCCAUCUUUCUUAACCUGUCCCCGACUCCUCCGCACCCCGGCGAUGAGCAGGACCCGGCGGCAGCCUCGUCAUCCAACUCGUACCACCAAGCUCCGCAGACCUCCACUGAGAUCCUGUCCAUCGUCUCCGACCCGUGCGUCGCCAACACCAUUGAUGUCGGAGUAGGCACAUGCUUCCCCGACACCGCCCCCGUGUGGGACGGCGUGACCUGGCCUACGACCCGGUCGAGCUCUCGCAGAAGCUCCUUUCUUCUACGACUACUCCUCCAUACCCAAACAGCAUUGGACGCGACGGCGGACUCACCAUGGGCCUAA